GUGCCUUCCGAGCGCAUAUUUUCAUCAACCAAAGAGACCUGCACUCUACAGCGCAGCAACCUAUCUCCGACCAUACUCGAGGCGCUACAAGUUCUGAAGUUCACUUACAAGCAAGACCGCCUCAAUUUUACGGAGGACCUGGUAGCUAAUGAGCAGGACUACACGAUAUCUGGACCUGUGACUUCAAGAGCAGUUGACGAGCUAAUGGCUACUGGGAAUCUUCGCGAGCUCGAUCAGUUCCUUGCAAAUGCAAGGGAA
Molecule: messenger RNA, 258 nt
Organism: Suillus fuscotomentosus
Lineage: Eukaryota; Fungi; Basidiomycota; Agaricomycetes; Boletales; Suillaceae
Exons: 1
Source: RefSeq, a predicted model, not a curated record